Messenger RNA from Pelobates cultripes (western spadefoot toad), 348 nucleotides. The record is from the annotation of a GenBank genome assembly. NCBI's taxonomy places the organism in Eukaryota, Metazoa, Chordata, Amphibia, Anura, Pelobatidae.
AUGGGGCUGGGUGUUAAAAGAACAGAUAAAGAUGAUGGAGAGGAGGAAGGGGAAGAAGAAUUUGAUGAAUUAGACACACAACAGACAUAUCCUUUUCUGACUGUUGGAGAUCAAUUAAUUUUGAAACCUUUAACUCCAGGAGAAUUGAAGGACAUAAUUAAAGGAGCUCCAAAUCCUAGAACGAAUCCUUCUGCAUGUAUUAUGUACUUGAAGAGAAUGUGCCAAGGACAGAAUAUGACACAGAUUGACAUAAAGUUAAUUAUUGAUGGACUAUUAGAUUAUGACUCAGAAUCUGGGUGGGAAUGGAGUAGAGUAACCACUGUCAGUGUUCCACUUGAUGGAACCACA